AGUCCAAGAAGAGAACCUACAAGCUAGACUUGUAGAUUAAAGUUACCUUAUCAAAAAGACAGACUCUGCAAGUUUCCUCAAGACCUACCUGUGCAAACACAGGCUGACCCAGCAAAAGAACUGAAAAUUACAGCCUGAAAUGGAUGGCAGUAACUGCAAAGUUAUUGCUCCUCUUCUAACUCAGAGCUACCGGAGGAUGGUCACCAAGGACGGCCAUAGCACACUUCAAAUGGAUGGUGCUCAAAGAGGUCUUGCAUAUCUGCGAGAUGCUUGGGGAAUCCUAAUGGACAUGCGCUGGCGCUGGAUGAUGUUGGUCUUUUCUGCUUCUUUUGUUGUUCAUUGGCUUGUCUUUGCAGUGCUCUGGUAUGUUCUAGCUGAGAUGAAUGGUGAUCUGGAACUAGAUCAUGAUGCCCCACCUGAAAACCACACUAUCUGUGUGAAGUACAUCACCAGUUUCACAGCUGCAUUCUCCUUUUCCCUGGAGACACAACUCACAAUUGGUUAUGGUACCAUGUUCCCCAGUGGUGACUGUCCAAGUGCAAUCGCCUUACUUGCCAUACAAAUGCUCCUAGGCCUCAUGCUAGAGGCUUUUAUCACAGGUGCCUUUGUGGCGAAGAUUGCCCGGCCAAAAAAUCGAGCUUUCUCAAUUCGCUUUACAGACUUAGCAGUAGUAGCUCACAUAGAUGGCAAACCUAAUCUAAUUUUCCAAGUGGCCAACACUCGACCUAGCCCUCUGACCAGUGUCCGGGUCUCAGCUGUACUCUAUCAGGAAAGAGAAAACGGUGAACUCAACCAGACCAGUGUGGACUUCCAUCUCGAUGGCAUCAGUUCUGAGGAAUGUCCAUUCUUUAUCUUUCCACUAACCUACUAUCACUCCAUUAUACCAUCAAGUCCUCUGGCUACUCUGCUCCAGCAUGAAAGUCCUCCCCACUUCGAAUUAGUUGUGUUCCUCUCAGCAAUGCAGGAAGGCACAGGAGAAAUAUGCCAAAGGAGGACGUCCUACCUACCCUCCGAGAUCAUGUUACAUCACUGUUUUGCCUCUCUGUUGACCCGGGGUUCCAAAGGUGAAUAUCAAAUCAAGAUGGAGAAUUUUGACAAGACUGUUCCUGAACUUCCAACUCCUCUAGUCUCCAAGAGCCCAAACAGGACAGACCUAGACAUCUGUAUCAACGGACAAAGCAUGGACAAUUUUCAGAUCUCGGAAACAGGACUGACAGAAUAAGAGGUCUCCAUUACACCUUAUUUUUUAAUGUAUUAAAUAUACGCAGCCAGUUAUGCAGCUACUUUUCCUUCAUAUCUCAUGUUUUCUCUUUUUUCAAUGCUGAUUACAUCUCUCCGAUUACAUCAUGGUAAUCAAGCCUGUGCCCAUAAAAAUGGCUGAGCUAACAAUACACAUUCUGGAAAUAUAACAUUCUACCUUACAAGUUUGUAUCUGUGGUUAUCUGCUGAAAUCGAUGCAUCUCAACAUGACAGAUAUUUACACAGAAAUAUUGGUGGAUUUAUAAUAAAGUGGUAUGAUACCACUAAUGAAGGUAAAACAGGACAAUUAAGUUUAACACAGCCAAACUCUAAAAUCAACCACAAAUCUCUCAUUUUCAUCUGCAAGUUGAAGCAGCAGUCUAGUCUUAAACCUAGCUCCCUGGGUAGAAUGAUGAUUUCACAAUAUUUAAUGAACAUCCUUCUAAAACUGUUAUUUUUUCAAGACAACAAGAUCAUUCCUCUGGUUCUUCAUACUACAAAACGGAAGUAAGUAUUACCCCCUUAAUUUUUUGACAUCUAAGGACAAAAAUUUACACACAAAACC
Molecule: messenger RNA, 1804 nt
Organism: Lutra lutra (Eurasian river otter)
Lineage: Eukaryota; Metazoa; Chordata; Mammalia; Carnivora; Mustelidae
Gene: KCNJ13
Product: potassium inwardly rectifying channel subfamily J member 13
Exons: 3
Coding region: 140-1222 (360 amino acids)
Biological process (GO): regulation of monoatomic ion transmembrane transport; potassium ion import across plasma membrane
Cellular component (GO): plasma membrane
Molecular function (GO): inward rectifier potassium channel activity
Source: RefSeq, a predicted model, not a curated record